This is a messenger RNA of Coniosporium apollinis CBS 100218, 396 nucleotides long. RefSeq lists its product as uncharacterized. The transcript has a single exon. The record is from RefSeq and is a predicted model, not a curated record. Gene Ontology annotation, cellular component: plasma membrane. Bases 1 to 396 code for a protein of 131 amino acids. Gene Ontology annotation, molecular function: carbohydrate:proton symporter activity. Gene Ontology annotation, biological process: carbohydrate transport; transmembrane transport. Lineage: Eukaryota; Fungi; Ascomycota; Dothideomycetes.
AUGGCGGACAACGAGCGGAUCGAAGUCGGCAAAUCUGCUAAUGGGAGCCCUCACGAUGUCGACAAGGGCCACGUCGACGACCACAUGCCAGUCAUCACGUUUCGAGCAUUUAUCAUGUGCGUGUUGGUGUCCAUGGGAGGAAUAAUCUUUGGCUACGACACUGGUUCGAUCGCCGGCUAUCUACAAAUGCCCGACUUCCAGUCACGAUUUGCCAACCGCACCCCGAGUGGAGGGUAUGAGUGGCCGCCUGCUCUAUCAGGAAUACUCGUUGGUGGUUGGCCGAUAGGAGCGUGUAUCGGCGCCCUCGCUGCUGCAAAGCCGGCAGAUACUUAUGGCCGGAAGUGGUAUGUAUAUAGGCGAAAGCUCUCCCACCUUGAUCCGAGGAGCUCUUGUUAG